AUGAAGAGCACAAACAAAAAACUGUCGGCUUAGGAUGGAAAAUUGAUAUAUGAAGGAGACAUAAUAACAGAUGAUAAAUCUAAAUAAGUCCUUUAUGAUGGUCCAGGAUAUUUAUUUAAUAAUGAAACUAAGUGUUUUUUCAAAGGAACAUGGAAUAGGGGUGAAAAAGUGUGUGGGAUAGAAACUUUUCCAAAUGGAGAUGUUUAUGAAGGUUAAUACAAAGAUGGAAUGUUUCAUGGUAGAGGUUUGCUUUAUAAUAAUGUUUAACUUUAUCCUGACAAGAAAGGUUAAUACUUAUAUGAUGGAUAAUUUGAAUAGGGACAAAAACAUGGCUAUGGUAAAGAAUGUUACAUCACAGGUGGAUGUUAUGAAGGGUAAUUUAAGUACAAUUAAAAACAUGGACAUGGUAAAUUGGUCUUUUCUGAUGGAUCCUAUUAUGUAGGUGAUUAUUAGAGAGGUAACUAAUUCUAUGCUUAUCAUAAUUAGGAUUACCUAAUGGAUUUGGAGUAUAAGUAGCAUAUUCUAAAGAAAGAAUAGUUGCUACAUUCCCUCCACCAUAUGAUAAAGAAAGGAGAAAAGAUUAAUAAAAUACUGAAGAAAAUUAAGAGGACGAAGCAGAUUAACAAAAAUCAGAAUACUUAUAUGAAGGUGAAUUUGUAGAUGGAUAUAAACAUGGAAUAGGUAGACUUUACAAACCAACUGGUUCUUAUUACUAUGCUUAUUGGGAAUACAAUAAACCUGCUCGUGAUUUUAUACAAUAUAUUGCUGAAGGACAUAAAUGGAGAAUACUAAAUGUUAAAUAAUUGUAGACUGACUAGAGUAUUAAUUUCUUUAAGAUCAUACAUGAUAAUAGAUCUGAAUGGAAUGAGAAAUAUCCCAUUAAAGGCAAUAGUUAUCCUCCAGCUGAAUUAGAUGGUUAUAAAAGUCUCAUUGAUGAAAAAGGAUUAAAGAGAGAAAAUUUUGAGGAUCCAGAAUUUGAUUUUUCUGAAUAGUCUUUUAACAUUAAAGAUGAAAAUGAUUAACCUAUUGGAGCACCCAUUGAAUUUGAGAGAAUAUUUGCAUCAAAAUACUUCAAAAAGAAAGAUUUUAAAUUAUUCACUAAAGAAAUUGAACCUGGUUAUUUAAAAUAUUAAGAAUAGUAUUGUUGUUAAUAAUUAACAGUUGUGUUAAAUGCACUUACAUUCCAUUCAUAUUUAUUUGCUAAAGUAUUUUCAAGAAAAUAUGAAGCUGAGUAAGAAUAAUAAUCUAUAAAAUAGAAUUGGAUUUUACUUUAUUAAAUUAUUUUUGAGAAACGAAUGGAAAGAGUAUAUUAUUGAUGAUAGAAUACCUGUAUUUAGAUCUGAUAAAAUGCCUAUAUUUUCUAAUGCAUAAGAAUAAGAAUUAGCAUGGGUGAUUCUUUUUAAAGCAUUUGCUAAAUAUAAUUAAGCUUUCCAAUAUUUUUCAAAUGAUAAAUUAAUGAGAGCUGUUGAAUAUUUAACAUUACUUACAGGAAUGCCAACUGUACAAUUAACAGUUCCAAAUGUUUUUGGUGAUAAUCAAGAAUAUUCUGAUUAAGUAAAUGAUUAAUAUUUAUAUAUUCAAGUAAAAAAAAAUAUGGAAAACAUUGUCUUAGAAAUAUCAAAGUACCAAAGUUAGAAUAUGCUAUUUAUAUAAAGAUAUAGAGGAUAGAUUAAAAUUACCUAGAAAUACAGCUUAUCAAAUUGUAGAUAUGUAAGAAUCUUCAUAAGGAAAGAGAGAUGAAUCAUAUUAUCUACUUAUUCUAGCAUCAAACUAAAAACUUGCUAUUAAACAAGAAAUAACCAAUUAAAUUCCUAUGGCUAGAUAAAAAUUGUAAGAAAGAAAUCCUCAAGCAAGAGGCAAUGAUUCUUACUUUUAUAUGGAAUAUAGAGAUUUUAUAAAGCAUUUUUAAUAUGUUGUUAUGUUAUGUGCCACAAGAUAUCCAAUAUAAAAUUAAUAAUUGAUAGAACCUGAAGAAAAAGAUAAACAUAAUCAUGAAUUAAGAUUCUUUUGCAAAUUUAAAACAAAUUUAGCUUAAGAUUGUUUAAUAUGUGUUACUUAAGAUCAUUAAGAAAAAUAGGAUGAGUAUACUCUAUAAGAAAGUAUAAUUAUUAAAUUGAUUAUGCUUUAGAAACAUUUCCUGUAAGAAUUGUACUUGCAAAAGAAAAGGAUAUAUUUACUAAUAAGAAUUAAGUAAAAAAGAAGAUUGUAUCAAGAUGGUCAGAGUAAACUAAUCGUUCAAAAUUAGAAAGAGAAAAGGAUAAAAAAGAAGAAGCUAUCAAAGCUGACAUGAAAUAUGCUUCUAUAUUUGAAUAAAAUUCUGAAAAGAAAUAAAUUAAACCAUACAAAUAUUGUUUUGGAAGAGGUUAAUCUACAGAAAAGAUGUUAUUUAAGGAUGCUUCUUUAGAGAGUGGAGAUUAUGUAUUAUUUGUGUAAGUUGAAACAGGAGAUAGUAAAGAAUAAUUUGAUAUAAAAAAGAUGAAAUUUUGGGUUACAAUUCAUAGUCAAAAACUCAUUUAGAUUCAAAGAUUAGAUUAAUAGAUUUAAGGAUUCUAAAAAGCAGUAUAUGAGAGUGCUAUAGCAAUAGCAGAUAAACAUUCAUCAGAUACUUAAAAAAUAAAAUAUUUUCAUAAAGGAGAUCUUAGUGAAUAAGAAAAUGGAAGUAGUGAUCUUGUAAUUACUUAAUAUUUCAUAAAAAAAGAAGGAACUUAUUUAUAACAUUUAAAUAAUAGAAGUACAAAUAAAAUUUGGAGAUAGAAAUUAUAUUUUAAAUUAGAUAAUAUGUAAAUUAUAGAUCAUAGAGAAUCUUAAAAAUUAGAUAUAUGUUUAUCUAAAAAAUAAACAGCUUUAAUUAUAAUAUAAUAAGUAGGAGCAAAGAAAUAUAAUUUGGAAGGAGGAGAAGGAAUUUGUAUUGUGGAUUUAUUGAAUGAUUAGACUUAAGAGGAGGAUUAAGAAGUGAAGAAUUAAGAUGCAGGUAGUAUUCAUGAGGAUACUUAAACAAAUCUUUAAUAGACUACAACAAAACCUAGAUUAGGAAGUUUAUUAUUUAAAAAGUGAU
Paramecium pentaurelia is the source of this 3055-nucleotide messenger RNA. The record is from the annotation of a GenBank genome assembly. NCBI's taxonomy places the organism in Eukaryota, Ciliophora, Oligohymenophorea, Peniculida, Parameciidae.